Messenger RNA from Hypoxylon fragiforme, 3261 nucleotides. RefSeq names its product actin-like ATPase domain-containing protein. Bases 401 to 2560 code for a protein of 719 amino acids. The record is from RefSeq and is a predicted model, not a curated record. Gene Ontology annotation, molecular function: ATP binding; ATP-dependent protein folding chaperone. NCBI's taxonomy places the organism in Eukaryota, Fungi, Ascomycota, Sordariomycetes, Xylariales, Hypoxylaceae. The transcript has 3 exons.
GCCAGCACCAGCACCAGCACCAAUACCUACAUCAGUACCCGUACCAGCAGCCAGUAUACUAGGCAGAAGAGCAGAGUAGCAAGUAGGGGACGCCAAACACCCCUCACCACCUUUCAACUACGCCGCUCGCUUUGAACCUUCGUAUGGACUUCUCCCGCUCUCUGUUCUUGGUUCUUGGGAUUGUCAGCAAUUCCCCUGGCACACCUGGCACACCUGGCACAGCUCAGCCUGCCUUAUCAACCUAGCCCGGCAGCAGUACAGUGAUCCUACCCUCAAUCAAAUCACACAGAGCGACGCAAAGGCUUUCCCACCUGAUUGAUUAUCUGACUUAAUUGAUCUUCUCUUUUCUUACCCCCUUCCCUUUUAUUUUCUUCCUUCCCUCUUCCUCCCAUUGUCACUUAUGAAUUCAUUGAAUUUGAAUUCCCGCUUUAAGGGCCUAGGAUUAGGUAAACGGAAAUCCACCGCCAGUAUCCCCUCCAGCUCGCCUGAUAUUCCGCCGCCUGCGACUUCGACCCCUCCACCUCAAAUAGCGCAGCAGUUCCCACCAGCCCAAGCGCAUCCCCAUCAUCCCCAUCAUCCACACCACCCCCCCGGUUCUGCCCCUUCUAUAAGAUCUUCUUCGUCCCAGACGAGUCUCCCGAUAAUGAACCAUCCCGGCGCUGGACCUCGUCCACCCAGCUACACUCCAAACUUUCAACCUGGACAACAACCCCCUGUUGAUCGGGCAAGUCCCUUAGGCCCGGCUCGCACACCGCCAUCCCAAAUGGUCGGUGGCCCUCCUCCCAUCAAUACCGGCGCUCCUGUAUCGGGCUACCCCCCUCAGAUGCACAUGCCUCCAGGUGCGCAACAACAACCUCCUCCAGGUGUUGCUGGCGGCCCUCCCGGAUACGCUGGUUACCCGCCUCCCGCUCCUGCUCCCCAACCUACCAACGCCAUGCAGUCUUACGGCCGACCGGCUGCCGAGGUCGAAGGCAACAGCCGGAGUAAGGCUCAAUUAAUUGUUGGAAUCGAUUUUGGUACAACCUUCUCCGGUGUCGCAUUUGCUUUCGCAACCAACAAUGAGGCAAAGGAAGAUAUUAUUACAGAAUGGCCUGGCGCAGGUUCAUACACAAAGCAAAAGAUACCGACCGUUUUAUAUUACGAUCAAUACCAAAAGGUAGUUGGAUGGGGUCCAGAUAUCGCUGAUGCGCUUGCGCCAACGGGAUACCCGAAACCGGGUGUCCAGAAAGUCGAAUGGUUUAAGCUCCAGCUCAUGUUAUCAGGUAACACAUAUAUUGACCCUAUUAACCUACCGCCAUUGCCUCCGGGAAAGUCGGAGAUCGACGUGGCAGCAGACUACCUGUUUAAACUUCGACAAGCGAUGCGAGCAGCGUUACAGAAAACGCUCGGUGAAGUUUUCAAUCGAGAAGAGCGCAACAUCCGCUAUUACCUGACGGUGCCAGCCAUUUGGAACGACGCUGGUAAAGCUGCCACGAGAGCCGCAGCCAUCCAAGCUGGCUUCCUCCGGGAUGAAAAUGAUAACAGAUUGACGCUAGUCAGUGAACCCGAAGCCGCGUCGCUUUUCUGCGCCAAGACUGGCCUAUUGAAUCUCAAGGUUCACGAUGCUAUCCUCAUUGUUGAUUGUGGUGGUGGUACGGUUGAUUUGAUCGCCUACGAGGUCGAGGAUGAAAAUCCAUUUACCGUAGCUGAGUGUACCGCCGGUUCUGGUGAUUCAUGCGGUUCUACAGCCCUGAACAGGAAUUUUAGUAAUAUUCUUCGAACUAAAAUCCGCAAGAUGAAGCUUCCGGACGGAUCUAAGACUGCUGGCCGUGUAUACGCCAAGUGCAUUAUGGAUUUCGAGAACAGAAUCAAGGCCGAUUUUAGGAAUAAUGGCCAGAAAUGGGCCGUUGACGUUGGUAUCGAGGCUGAAUUCCCCGAGGCCGGUAUUGAGGAAGGUUACAUGACUUUCACCAACGAGGAGAUCCUUCAAUGCUUUGAACCUGUUGUGAACCGAAUUCUGGAACUUGUACGAAACCAAAUCAUCGCCAUCCAGGCACAAAAUCGGACAUUGCAGAAUAUUCUGGUUGUCGGUGGUUUCGGAGCUUCUGAAUAUCUCUUCCAGCAAAUUAAGCUUCACGUUCCGCCCCAAUUCCAGUCCAAGGUUGUACGGCCUAUGGACUCAGUGGCUGCCAUCGUGAAGGGUGCCGUCACGGCGGGUAUCACCGAGCGGGUUAUCACGCAUCGUGUGGCUCGUCGCCAUUACCUCAUGGCAACCCUCCAACCCUUUAAGGAGGGUUAUCACCCCGAAGCAUAUCGUGUGCCAUCCCUUGAUGGCAAGGACAGAUGCAAGUUCACUCGACAGAUCUUUGUGCAGAAGGGCCAGAAGGUCAAGAUCGGGGAGCCAGUCAAGGUUUCCUUUUUCCGACAAGUGGCCCCCGGCGCUACACUCAUGUACGAAGACAUUCUAUACGCUUGCGAUGACGAUGUUUGCCCCGAGUAUACUAAGGACCCUCGUAAGUUUCUUUUGCCACUAUUCAAUAGAUGUUCCACAACUGACAAGUUCCUUUCCCCAUUUUUAUAGGUAUAAAAGAGGUCGUCACUUUAACAUCGGAUCUGUCUCGCAAGAACCUCGAGAAAGAUUUCGAGCGAAUGGACACACCGCAGGGCACUUUCUACCGAGUAUAUUUCGAUAUCUACCUAACCCUCGACGGGUCCGAAUUCAGUGCCGAACUAGUCUGCCAAGGAGAGGUCAUGGGCCGCUGCAGAUCUAGGUUUAGAUAAGGGAAUCAAAAUAUGUGGGCGUACUACGUGGUAGUUGGGCGUUCUUUUAUACAACGUCUUUCGUCUAUUGCAAUUUUUAGUAGCUUUCCAAUGAUACCUCGUCUAAAGAAGAGCAAUAACAAACGUACUUAGAAAGAGUCUUCUCUCAAUAUUUUAAGCUGACAAGAAGUGUUGAUGAUGGUGAGAUGACCAUUUAUAUGGCCAAGGGAAACCAUUUGAAGGGUGAAUAGGUAGCUGGUUACAUGGGAAAGAGAAUAUUUGCACAUUUUAAGGUAUCUCCUACCUACCUACCUACCUACCUACCUUAGGUAGUUAUAUGCAGAAAUGCAAAGAAUUGGUACAACCAUUGAACUUGAACAUGAAGCUCGGGACGUGCAAUAGUAGUAUUGAUACAUUGUAACUGAUAUAUUGUACAUGGACAUGGGCAUCGAUAAUGCAAUCUAGCGGUGGCAAAAACUGUUAAGUUUGACGGCUUCCUUUGGGUUCAAAUGUAGAUCUAUC